AUGGCGCAACAGUUUCGGAAGACUCAGAUGAAGUUUCAUCUCCAGAUGUACUGUCGACUGGUCUUGGUCAUUAAUUACGAUCGGUCUGAACUUCCUCGACCUAAGAAAGGCCAGAAAAAGCACGAGAAACCAGUGUGCAGAAAUCCCCAUAUCUAUUUGCUUGCUAUCAAAAAUCCACCAUCAUCAGGAAUGUAUAACAUCGCCACGAAGCACAAUUUAUCCUCUACUAAACGACCCGCGCCUUGUUCGUUAAGCAAACUUAACAAAAUGCAAUUUUUGAAUCAUAGUGAACAGAAAUGGCCGAGACUGUCAGACGAAUUUUUGCUCUGUAAAUAA
Loa loa (African eye worm) is the source of this 336-nucleotide messenger RNA. RefSeq lists its product as hypothetical. NCBI's taxonomy places the organism in Eukaryota, Metazoa, Nematoda, Chromadorea, Rhabditida, Onchocercidae. The record is from RefSeq and is a predicted model, not a curated record. Bases 1 to 336 code for a protein of 111 amino acids. The transcript has 2 exons.